UUCGAUUUUCUUUCGUGUCGCUCAGUUUCUUCAUCUUCCUGCAAUCCCUAGCAAUGGAAGCCUCAGCAACACGAAUGGAGUCCGUUCAGUGCUUCGGGCGGAAGAAGACCGCCGUAGCCGUCACUUAUUGCAAGCGUGGGAGAGGACUAAUUAAGAUCAACGGCUGCCCAAUCGAACUGGUGGAGCCUGAGAUCCUCCGUUUCAAGGCUUACGAGCCCAUCCUCCUUCUCGGGAGACAUCGUUUCGCCGGCGUCGACAUGCGUAUUCGCGUCAAAGGUGGUGGGCACACCUCCCAAAUCUAUGCUAUCCGCCAGAGCAUAGCUAAAGCUCUUGUAGCCUUCUACCAGAAGUACGUGGACGAGCAGAGUAAAAAGGAGAUCAAGGACAUUUUGGUCAGGUAUGAUAGGACUUUGCUUGUGGCUGAUCCUAGACGCUGUGAGCCCAAGAAGUUCGGUGGUCGUGGUGCUCGUGCCAGGUUCCAGAAGAGUUACCGUUAAAAAUUUGAUUUGUUUUUCAUGCUUCUGUUAUUUCCAACGACUUUUUGAGGUUGCGCAAUUUGGGGUUUUUGAAGGGAUAUCUCUUCAUAGAUCAAGUACUUAAUUUUGUUAUCAGGAUAAUUUAAUCUUUCAUAGUUAGUUUAUUUGACUCCUUAUAUGGGAAUGUGUUGAAUGUUUUUCGAUAUAUUGUUGCUAAAUGCUAAAUGUUAAGCUUUCUUUUUCA
Molecule: messenger RNA, 720 nt
Organism: Manihot esculenta (cassava)
Lineage: Eukaryota; Viridiplantae; Streptophyta; Magnoliopsida; Malpighiales; Euphorbiaceae
Product: 40S ribosomal protein S16
Exons: 1
Coding region: 54-497 (147 amino acids)
Biological process (GO): maturation of SSU-rRNA from tricistronic rRNA transcript (SSU-rRNA, 5.8S rRNA, LSU-rRNA); translation
Cellular component (GO): ribosome; cytosolic small ribosomal subunit
Molecular function (GO): RNA binding; structural constituent of ribosome
Source: RefSeq, a predicted model, not a curated record